Messenger RNA from Molossus molossus (Pallas's mastiff bat), 2578 nucleotides. RefSeq names its product translational activator of cytochrome c oxidase 1. Gene Ontology annotation, cellular component: mitochondrion. The coding region runs from base 188 to 1081 and encodes 297 amino acids. The record is from RefSeq and is a predicted model, not a curated record. NCBI's taxonomy places the organism in Eukaryota, Metazoa, Chordata, Mammalia, Chiroptera, Molossidae. The transcript is spliced from 5 exons.
CUGUGCGCGCUGCGCGGGGUCUGUGGAGUUUGGGCUGCUCCCGGCGGGCCUACGCCUUUGAGUCACUGGGACAGGUGGAGGCAACCGCAGGCUCCAGACCUGCUGGUUCCGGAGGCGGACUGGACGGACUGACUUCGGUCGCUGCCUAUUUUCUGCUCUUGCUGACCUUGGCCCAGGGUCGGAGCUGAUGGCGGCUCGGGCUGUUGUCAGCCUGAGCAGGACCGCUGCCAUAUGCUUGCGGGCUCUAGGCCCUGGAGCCCGGGCGGCCCUUCCGUGCGUCUCCCCAAGCUCUCAGCUUCACCCCCUGGGCUGCUGCCCGGCGUGGGGCCGGACGCUGCACCUCACCACGGCGGCCCCCGCCGGGCACAACAAGUGGUCUAAAGUCCGACAUAUCAAGGGUCCCAAGGACACUGAAAGGAGUCGCAUCUUCUCCAAGCUUUCUUUGAGCAUCCGCCUAGCGGUUAGAGAAGGAGGACCCAACCCUGAGCUCAACAGCAACUUGGCCCACAUCUUAGAGGUGUGUCGCAACAAGCACAUGCCCAAGUCAACAAUUGAGGCAUCGCUGAAAAUGGAGAAAACCAAGGACAUUUAUUUGUUGUAUGAGGGUCGAGGCCCUGGUGGCUCAUCUCUGCUCAUUGAAGCAUUAUCUAACAGUGGCUCCAAGUGCCAUUCGGACAUCAAACAUAUCCUGAACAAAAAUGGAGGAAUGAUGGCCGAAGGAGCUCGCCACUCCUUUGACAAAAAGGGGGUGAUCGUGGUUGGAGUGGAGGACAGAGAGAAGAAAGAAGUGAACCUGGAGCGUGCCCUGGAGCUGGCAAUUGAAGCAGGAGCUGAGGAUGUCAAGGAAACUGAAGACGAAGAGGAAAAAAUCAUUUUUAAAUUUAUUUGUGAUGUCACUUCACUGCAUCAAGUGAGGAGGAAACUGGACUCCCUGGGCUUGUGUCCUGUGUCCUGUGCACUAGAGUUCAUCCCCAACACAAAGGUACAGCUGGCUGACCGUGACCUGGAGCAAGCUGCCCAUCUCAUCCAGGCUCUUGGCAACCAUGAGGAUGUGAUCCAGGUCUAUGACAACAUUGAGUAAUCAGACUGUACAUGCCCUCUGGCUCCUUCCUAGGCAACGGGCAACUCGUUCUGGAGCACAGGCUUCUACAGCAUCCCCUAGGACUGAAGCAAGUUGGGAGCCUAGCAGGUUCAAAGGCAUAAGACCUGCAGUUUUGUGGACACUUCUCUGGGGCCUCUUUGUCAGCUCUGCUGGUGUCUCAGAGCCCCAAGUCCCCCCACUCCCUCCUGGAUGCAGAGUAGGGCCAGUCAGUGGUCAGACUGUGAUCUCAGGAAGUUGGCCCUUCUGGGGAUGGUAGGUGCCGUGAGGGCCCAUGUAUUAGAAACUGCUCUUAAUAACAAUGAUUGAUCUGAGUUGCUGCAUUGUUGUAUGGCUCUUGAGUUUUCCUGAGUUUGUGUCCAGCUGUUGGGACCCUCUUGACAUCCUUUCAAGUCUAUAAGCCUUGUUCCACUACUCCAAUCCCAGGACUAUUGUUUGUAUUUUGAUUGACAAUAGAAAUGUAGCUCUCUCCAGGUACUCUGUGCUCUAAUGCUGGUCUAAUGGCCUAAACCGGUCAUUCGGAUAUUUAUCAAACACCUACUAUAUACCAGGAACUGUACUUAUCAAGAGCACUAGCUGUUCAAUUGGUGCCCUGUGUUAGGUCCUACUCUAAGAUAUAGGACUUCGGCGGGGGGGAAGAAAACAGGACUGCUCUCUUCUGGAGCUGUUCCAGGGCAGUGCAAUCUGCUGUGCAUGUAUCCUUGUUCUCUCUGUGUGGCCUCUGUGCCUUUCUUCUGUCAGGGAGCUUGAAGGCUCUGGCCCAAUAGGAAAUCAAGUGCCAAUGAUAAGAGACUCCGAGGCCCUGCUUUGCCUGGGCUCCUGUGUGUUCUGAGAUUUGUCAGAGUGGACUGGUCAGCAGACUAGGCUAUUCUCAGAAAAGGCCAUACCAAGCUGAAAACGAUAUUUCUGUCAGUGAAGAGCUUAAGGUUUUGCAAGCUGCUUGGUCUCCAGAACGCCCAACCCUAGUUCCUCUUCAUCCCUAAUGCCAGAUGAUGGGGUACUGGAAACUGGAGAGGAAAUGAGAACAGAAGGAAGAGUGAAGGCUGCAUCAGAAGCCUGGCCAGGUGGGAAAUAGGGCCCUUGCUGCCUUUUGCUUCUAAUAGUCACUUCUGGGUUUAGAGAGACCUGGAGUGGGUUUUUUAUCCAUGCUAUUCAACUAUUUAUAAGUUGUGUAAGCCAGUUCUGAGCCCAGAGUAAUUUUCCUGAAGAAGUCUCAGGUAUAUGAGGAUGGGAGAAAACUAAAACCAAAUUAGUUAUAGAUGAUAACUUCAGCUUCUAGGAAAAACAUUACUAGUUCCAUGACGACUUAAACUGGAGAGUGAAAGCUAGGGGGAGGAAAACCAAUGAAAUAAUCCAUGAUUAUGCCAAAGUAUAUGCUCUUAUACCUCCUUUAAUAAUCAUGAAUCUACCUGGGAUUCUUUAGUUUUUAUAGGAGAUAAUUUAUCCAAAUAUAUGAAUAACAACACAUCAUUAAUAUAG